UUGACCAUAGUCAAAAGGCCCCAAUUGCAUCUCUGAUCAGUGAUCACCACCCGUGUCCUCUUCAUAUAUAUCUGCACCUCAUUGAUGAAACAAACAUGGAAUGGAAGAGAUCGACGGGAGAGAUCGAUCGAUUAACUGAUGAACGAACCCUGCCCAAAAAUGACUUCUUUCAAAUUUCUUAUAUUCCUUUCGUCUCUCUUCGUGAUUUCGUUGCUUAGCCUUGCCGGUGGCAAUGAAGCAGCACCCACUUACAGCUAUCACUUUUGCUCAGUCACAUACUUCACCGACAACAGCACCUACCAAUCCAAUCUCGACCUCGUCCUCUCUUCUCUUUCCUCUAACGCCACUCUGGUCACUGGGUUCUCCAACGCCUCCGCUGGCGAGGUCUCCGGGCUAUUUUUGUGCCGUGGCGACGUCAACACCAGAGUCUGUCAAGACUGCGUUGCCAAAGCAGCCAAAGAGAUACUACAACGCUGCCCCUUUCAGAUUGGGGCUAUAAUAUGGUAUGACGAGUGCUUGUUACGUUACUCCAACGAAUCCAUCUUCUCCACCAUUAACUACGGGCCCGGGCAACCCCUGCCGAACCCGCAAUCUAUCCAAGAGGCAGAGAGAGAGCGCUUCAUUCGGUUGAUGGACAGCACAUUGGAGUCGUUGGCGACCCGUGCGUUGAAUUCUGUGACUGGAAAGAAGUUUGUGACGGAGGAAGUGGAAUUCAACAGCUCACUGGCGGUGUCACAGACGCUGUACAGCCUCGUGCAGUGCACGCCGGACCUGAGUGUGUCCGAUUGCUAUAAAUGUCUCCGAGUCGCCAUAGGAACUCUUCCUUCGUGCUGUGAUGGAAGACAAGGCGGAAGGGUCCUGCUACCAAGUUGUAAUAUUAGAUUUGAAGUGUACCCAUUUUACAACUUCACACCUGCUUCGCCUGCAUUUCCUCCUCUUCCUCUUCCUCCAGGUAUGAAAAGAGAUUGUGAUCCACUCCAUUAUCUGUCUAGGUUACUAGUAAAUGGAGGAAGCAAAAUGUCGUCGCUGAAAAUUGUCACCAUUGUUAUCCCAAUUGCUGUGAUCUCUGUGGUUCUUUUCUUCAUUACCUAUUCCUUCCUUCGGAGGAGACCAAAGAAGAAACACUACACUUCAUCCGAAGAAAAUGUUGGAGUUGAAAUUACAACCAUAGAGUCCUUGCAAUUUGAUUUGGAUAUAAUUGAAGCUGCCACGGACAAGUUCUCAGAUGAUAACAAGAUUGGUGAAGGAGGAUUUGGCGCGGUUUAUAAGGGUAUCUUUUCUAAUGGACAACAAAUCGCUGUGAAGAGGCUAUCUGGAAGACAUGGGCAAGGUGCAGCAGAAUUCAAGAAUGAGGUUGUAUUGAUAGCCAAGCUUAAUCACAGAAAUUUAGUGAAGCUAUUAGGAUUUUGCGAUGAAGGAAAAGAAAAGUUACUUGUCUAUGAAUACGUGCCCAACAAAAGCCUCGAUUACUUUCUAUUCGAUCUUGUCAACCGAAGACAAUUAAAUUGGUCAAUACGCUACAAGAUCAUUGGAGGAAUAGCUCGUGGGAUUCUUUAUCUUCAUGAAGAUUCUCGAAUUAGAAUUAUUCAUCGUGAUCUCAAAGUUAGCAAUAUUUUGUUAGAUGACAGUAUGAAUCCAAAGAUUUCAGAUUUUGGCUUGGCAAGGAUAUUUGUAGUGGAUCAAACUCAAGGAAAUACAAGUAAAAUUGUUGGAACAAAUGGUUACAUGCCUCCAGAAUAUGUUAUACAUGGCCGAUACUCCGUAAAAUCAGAUGUUUUUAGCUUUGGAGUUUUAAUGUUAGAGAUUAUAAGUGGGAAGAAGAACAGCUCUUUUUAUCAAUCAGAACUUGCUGAGGACCUGCUGAGUUAUGCUUGGAAACAAUGGAGGAGUGGUACACCCUUGGAAUUGUUGGAUCCCACAGUGAGACAUUCUUGUUCGAGAAAUGAGGUCGUUAGGUGCAUCCAAAUGGGCUUAUUGUGCGUUCAGGAAGAUCCAGCAAACCGACCAACAAUGGCAACAAUAGUUCUCAUGCUUAACAGUCACUCUGUUACGCUGCCAUUACCAAAGCAGCCAGCAUUUUUACAUCCAAAAAUGGAGGAUUUGAGGAACAUGAAAACAAAGGAAGCAGCGCAUGAUGAUUCUACUACCCAAUCAAUUCCAUAUUCGGUGGAUGACGCAUCGAUCACUCAAAUACACCCUCGAUAG
Molecule: messenger RNA, 2205 nt
Organism: Alnus glutinosa
Lineage: Eukaryota; Viridiplantae; Streptophyta; Magnoliopsida; Fagales; Betulaceae
Product: cysteine-rich receptor-like protein kinase 10
Exons: 9
Coding region: 139-2205 (688 amino acids)
Biological process (GO): protein phosphorylation
Molecular function (GO): ATP binding; protein kinase activity
Source: RefSeq, a predicted model, not a curated record